AAGUCCUUGGCCGAUGUUUCACGCGCGUGGCUUUUUCCCGUCAUUCUUCCGUUCAAGCGCAACACCUCAGUACCGAUAUAUAAGGCUGUAUCUGUUCUGGAAGCCAGCCCUGUCAAUUUUCAACGUACAGCUUUUACCUGCCUCCAGUGCUACACUGGUACACUCGGAGCUCAAUCAGCUACAUGCAGACCUGUCCCACCAACUCCUCCAUACGUCUAGUUGUUGCCGGGACGUGUGUUCACACACCUAAAUUCCCACAAUGAGGCCCAAUAUCUUGUGUCUGGUUGCAAUUCUGAGCACACAAGGAGCAGCCAAUGAAGACCCUUUAAAGGACGAUUUGCGCCCUUCAAUCUGGUGUUCGGCUGCGUUUCUUUACCCAAGCCAAGACCGCCUGGGUAACAACGCCCUGAAGAACGUCUUUCACGGAUUCUGUGGGUUGAAAGGUUACGAGGUGUCUACCGAUAUUGAUCUCAACCAAUGUUUGGAAAACGUGAAUGGGCAGGUGCAGUGGAAGGAGAAUGGAAACGGAAUCGGGAAUUGCGAGUGCAGAAGCAAGAGAAACACUCCUCUUGUUAUUGAGUGUCAAUGCCCCGAUGACGGGGGCAACAGGAAGAUAUCAAGCGUUAACCUCAAUGAGCAACUCAAGUACGAAAACGGCACCUUCAAAUGCUUUGGCGCAUCGGGAAAGACUGAGGAUGUGUCUUAUCGACUACCCGGCAGAUCAGGAGAGGGCGGGGGUGAGAAACUGGGUCUUGAGUCGAAUAUGAUACUUAAAAGAGGGCAAAGAGGGUGAAGUUGCUAGCCUGAGGAUGUGGCUAGAGGUACAUAUGGAGGCAGGAGUCAUUGUACUCGAGGGAGACAUGGUCUUGGAGUUCUUUGGAUAUGGGUUUUGCAGAUACAUCAUCGCGCCUUGGCAAAGACCAAAUGAUCGAAAGUAGGAGACAUGAUUAUACGUGGAAAACUUUAUUGAUCUCCUUAGUAUUUGCCAUUCUGCGCCACCUUCUCUCCCGUUGUAGUCAUCUUCUUUCGUUUAA
Neurospora tetraspora is the source of this 1034-nucleotide messenger RNA. Its product is annotated as Cyanovirin-N. The transcript is spliced from 4 exons. The coding region runs from base 260 to 793 and encodes 177 amino acids. The record is from RefSeq and is a predicted model, not a curated record. Lineage: Eukaryota; Fungi; Ascomycota; Sordariomycetes; Sordariales; Sordariaceae.